AUGACAAAAGGAAGCUUUUCAGGUGUCCCUACAGUCGACAUAUCUCCUUACCUCGCAGAUCCCAAGUCCGAUGCCGCCCGAAAAGUCAUUGAAGAUGUGAGGGAAGCUUGCAUUUCGACCGGGUUCUUUCAAAUCACUGGACAUGGCAUCUCCAAAUCUCUGCAACAGAACAUCUUCGAUGCAGCACAUUCCUUUUUUGCUUUGCCAUUGGAAGAGAAAAAGAAGCUCAAUGCUGCAAACUUCAUUGGUCAUAGAGGGUAUGAUGUGUUGGCCAGCCAGUCCUACGAAGAAGGCGUAUUACCAGACUUGAAGGAGGGUUACUAUGUAGGUAGCGACGUCCUGCCAUCAAAUCCUUUGUACGGUCGUUUCUUCAUGGGCCAAAACGUUUGGCCCUCGACAGAAUUACUGUCCACCAUACAAUUCCAGGAACCAUGCGAGCGAUACCACGAAAGCGUCCAACGUCUUGCCUUCAAGGUUCUGCAGCUAGUAGGAGAUACAAUGAUACCCCACGGGCAUAGCACCGUUGGUAUGACAGAAAAUAUGCCAACUGUCCUGCACAAUCUAAUCAGGUUGGAUAAAAUUCCGGCAUGUCCGCUUCGCCUUCUCCACUAUCCCUCCGCCACUCGCAACGGAGGGAGUGUGACCGGCAAGCCACAGUAUGGAGCAUCGGCGCACACCGACUUUGGUGUAAUCACCCUGCUCCUCCAAGACGACAAUCGUGGCCUCGAAGUUCUGGUCGAAAAAGACGGAAAGCAGGUGUGGUGGCCCAUUGACCCGAAUCCUAGUGCCUACGUGGUCAAUAUAGGAGAUAUGAUUAGCAUGGUUACCAACGGCAUUUAUAAAAGCAGCAUGCAUCGCGUUGUAUGCAAACGGCCAGAAAGAGAGAGAUAUAGCAUUGUAUUCUUCCUCGAUGGCUGUCUAAACGCAAAUCUGGAGCCAGUAGAGGGAUUUGGGCACCCAGAAGAAGGCGUUGGAUUCUCUCACAAAACGGUGGAACAGCAUAUGACUGAACGGUUAUCGAUGAGCUAUGCGAAGGAGGGUAAGGAUCCAAGGCAUAACGAGGAUACCUUCAGUGCAUGA
Messenger RNA from Trichophyton benhamiae CBS 112371, 1080 nucleotides. RefSeq names its product oxidoreductase, 2OG-Fe(II) oxygenase family, putative. Gene Ontology annotation, molecular function: dioxygenase activity. The coding region runs from base 1 to 1080 and encodes 359 amino acids. The transcript has 2 exons. NCBI's taxonomy places the organism in Eukaryota, Fungi, Ascomycota, Eurotiomycetes, Onygenales, Arthrodermataceae. The record is from RefSeq and is a predicted model, not a curated record.